AUGCAGGACAGCGACAGGAGCAGCACCGGGAGCCCGGAGGCAGCCCCGACCACGCUCCACGAGCACCAGAUGAUGCUCGAGAGCAUGAGGAACUCGCGCAAGAAGCGGCGCAGCCCCUCGCCAAACAAAAACCUCGAGCACGCGAAACGAGUCGCCCAAGCUCAGCUAAACGGCACCAUGGCGGGAAUGGUGACGCUUCAGAAUCUCCAAAACCUCGCGAAUCUGCAGAACCUGCCGCAGGUCGCGUCCUUCGCGGCUGGACUCCAGGGCAUGUCUUCCGAACUCACCAGCAAUCAGCUCAUCAACGCACCCCUAAACCUCACCGUCACUCCACCGGCUGGCUCGGUCUCGACGACACCAUCGUGCACGACGGCACCGAUGGUGACACUAAGCCAGCUCCUGGCCCAGCCCCAGCCCAUCGCCAUGCCACAGUUCGUCAUGGCCUCAGGCCAGCUCGUCCAGGGUAUCCAGGGUGCCCAACUCUUUAUACCCACGUCGCAAGGUAUAGCCACGCAAACAAUACUGACCAUUCCCGUGAGUCACGUGAGCAACAACAACCAAAUAGUCAACCUGGCGCUGAGCAACGGCCAGGUCGUCUCGACGACGCUCGCGAAUCUGCAGUCCAUCGCCCAGCCCCAGGGCCUGAUCAGCAACCCCACGAACAACGUGCCGACGAGUCCGAGCUUGGGGGCUGGUUUGGGCAUCAGUCCAGCGGCGCUGUCGCACCUCCUCGGCAACAGUUCCGCGAGCCAACAGCUCCUCAACGCCAUGCAGCCCCAACAACUGCUCCAGGCCGCUCAGGCGGUGCAGGCCCAGGCGGUCGCCGCCCAACAACAGGCGGUCGCCUCGCAACAACAACAACAACAACAACAACAACAACAGCAACAACAGCAACAACAGCAGCAGCACCAACAGCAACAGCAGCCCCUUCUCGCGUCCUCGCCCCAACAGCACGUCGUCAGCCAUCGGCACGCCUCGCACAUCAACCACUACGCGCAGCAACAGUCGGAGAAGCACUACAGGGAGCGGCUGGAGCAGUCGUCGCCGUUGAACGGCUCCGCGGCUUCGGCUCUCAAUCGGCUGGCGGCCAGUAACGGCGAGAUCACCAUCACUACGACCCACGGCUCCGGCAUCGCGAACGUCAAAGCGUCCCCGAGCAGCGUCCACAGCGUCAAGGAAGAGGACGACGAUCUUCUCAACGAUUCCUCGAACCAGCCGACGAUCAACGAGGCGACGAACAACGUCGUCGACGGCAUCAACCUGGAAGAGAUAAAGGAGUUUGCCAAAGCUUUCAAGCUGCGCCGGCUGUCGCUCGGGCUCACGCAGACGCAGGUCGGCCAGGCGCUUAGCGUCACCGAGGGCCCGGCGUACAGUCAAAGUGCCAUUUGCAGUGCCCUGGCUUUGCAGAUGUACGCUCAGCGGCAGAAUCAAACUAUGUUCGAAAAGCUCGACAUAACGCCGAAAAGCGCCGUGAAAAUCAAGCCGGUGCUCGAAACGUGGAUGGAGAAAGCCGAGGAUAGGUAUAAGAGCGGUGCCAACCACCUGACGGAUUUCAUCGGCGUCGAGCCCAGCAAAAAGCGGAAGCGGCGUACCUCGUUCACACCCCAGGCCCUGGAGCUGCUUAACGCGCAUUUCGACAGAAACACGCAUCCUUCCGGGCCCGAAAUCACAGCGCUGGCGGGGCAACUGGGCUACGACCGCGAAGUCAUUAGGAUCUGGUUCUGCAACAAGAGACAGGCCCUCAAAAACACCGUGAGGUUGAUGUCGAAGGGCAUGUCUUAAGCGCGACCGGCGAAUAAAAUCGGUGGGCCAGACCAAUCGUUGGACGACCGGCAUCGAGGACCGGCGAGAGGGAAAAGACACCACCGGCCGAACGCAGCCGGCUCUCACCUUUUCCCACCCUCCCAAGCCUCGAUCCAUCGCUAUCCCUAUCCAUCUCCCUCUUCCAACGCUGCAGCGAAUUUUGCAUUUCACGGGAGAGAAGCUGAUGGUGACACGCGUACGAUGGUUUCCACGACACGACACUGUGAGAAUAUUAUACCUAUAGCUUUAAGCUUCGUUGUGAUCCGUCAAACGGGCCGUCGAGGCAGAGAAGGAUGCGAGAGAUAUCGAGCGGCAGACAAGUAUAUAGGGACAAAUACACACACAUACACACACACACACAUAUAUAUAUAUUAUAAAUAUAUAUUUACACACAUACUUAUCAUGCGCAUUCGGAAUAAUGAUGAUAUAAUUAUAUAUACUAUACGAAGCGAGUUCGUGAUCCAAAUCUUGUUUCUAGCACAACUAAACUCUCUCCUCUUUUUUUU
Messenger RNA from Copidosoma floridanum, 2309 nucleotides. RefSeq names its product POU-domain protein pdm3 (gene pdm3). Gene Ontology annotation, molecular function: DNA-binding transcription factor activity, RNA polymerase II-specific; RNA polymerase II cis-regulatory region sequence-specific DNA binding. Lineage: Eukaryota; Metazoa; Arthropoda; Insecta; Hymenoptera; Encyrtidae. The record is from RefSeq and is a predicted model, not a curated record. Gene Ontology annotation, biological process: regulation of transcription by RNA polymerase II.